AUGCUGUUUCUUCCAAUUUUGCCCAUGACACUGGGUGCUACUCUGUUGGCACCCACUGUUUCAGGACAAUACUCGCCCCAUUUUCCAGAGCCCCCCAAUCCAGAACCUAUCGAUGUGGUCGAGCUGCCUUUGCCUCCUGUAGUUUCAAGCAGUGCUACAGGUGCUUGUACCUCCAAGAUCAACCCCCGGGGUACAGGUUGCAUUGGUAGAGAUGCUGGAGAAGAGCAACAGUUCCAGUCAGGAGACUUCACGCCUGAUGGAAGACACAUUGUGGUAAAUGUCGACUUCAUUGGUGCUCCUGCAGCUCCAGACCCAGCGAGCAUCUACUAUGGUGAACAUCUGAUCCUCAUCAGCACAGAUGGUACCAACUUCUCCAACGGUGAUCCAUGGAAAUGUAUCACCUGUGGUGUUCCGUCCAAGAAUGCCCCUUGGGUCGAUCCGCAGAAAGACUAUCCUCAUGUAUUUCGAAGCGGCGACAAAGCGCUAUGGGGUCAUAACAUUGUCUCUUGUGGUGGAAACCCUUUGGCUAGCGAUGCCUGCACUCCGAAUAUCACUCACAUCCAUCCCAUCCAUUGGACCAUCUCUGCCGAUGGGACUGGAAAAGGCGGCUCUCCUCGAGAGAUGCGCCUUCACCCUGAUGAUCAACACAUGGGCUGGAGCUCUUUUACUGGUACUGGAGGCCAGUUCACUUACUUUGGCCGUCUAGAGUUCAACGAAGAUCCAAAGGUUGGCGAUCCUCUUGUUCCUCGAUACGACUUGGUCGAUGUGAACAUUCUCGUUGAUGCAAAUGGCAAGCCGCCUAUGUACGUCGAUGAUGACAAACUACGCAUUAACCAUGGUGCAAUUACGCCUGGUGAGCUUCGUGGUUUCAGCGGUUCGGGUGACGAGAUUAUCUAUAUCGGAUCUCCCGUGGAAGCUAACAACAUUGAUGUCUCGGCUGUCCACCUGACCACCGGGGCUGUUCGCCGCCUUACCAGCCAUCCCGACUAUACUGACCCGGUCUCCAUGUCCCAAGAUGAUCAAUGGAUUGUUGCUAUGGACACGCGUGUUGUAGGUCGCCAGAUGUUUAUGUCUGGCAUGAGAUGGAUCCCUCCGAUCAUCGAUUACCUCGUUGUUGCCCUCGCUUCGUCAACUCGUAAUAACGGACCGCGAAGAUUCUUUCAACCAAUCCUAAUCGGUCGCGACGGAGACAGCGGGAAUCAUUUCGGCCAGCAGGUUAAUGCCGAUGGUGACGGGAGCGAUGGAAGUGCCAACGAUCCCAACUGGAAUGGCAGAGCUGAUCCAGCCUUUUCUCCCGACAGCACAAUGAUUGUAUAUUGGCAAGCACUAGUGGUUUCCCCGUCGUGCGGGGGUGCCAAUCCUCUCCCAUGCCCAGUUUCCACCGCCCAAGGAGGACGCAACUACCGAAUAAUGCUUGCUCGUCGUACAUCUCUUAAGCCUUCAAAACCAGCGCCAGUCUUUAAGGCUCCCGAUUUUAUCCCAUGGGCUAAACCCUUUCCCACAGGUAGUAAAACACCAGCGCAAUACGAGAUUCCAGCUGGCAACUACACACUACAAGGUCAAUUGUCAGGCGCUGCUGAGGUUUCCUUCAUUGAGGACCCCGAAACUGGCAUCAUUCGGACUAUCUCAGCCUCUUAUAGCGAUUAUUCAGACCAAGAAGGUUAUGUCAUCGACGGGUACGAAAAGGUCUCCAAGUGGAAGCUACUUCCUAAUGUAUGGAAAGACCGUGUUGAAUGGUUCUCCAACAUCACGCAGACUGGAGUAGUGGAGGGGAUCAAAGUCACAAGUCGAGAUGGGUAUGAAUUGGAGAUUGACGUCAGCGUUAAUCUCUUGGAGUCCAACGGAACGUUGACAACUGUUCUUGAUGGAAUCGAGUACGUCCAACCCGCUAGUGGUACUUAG
Fusarium venenatum is the source of this 1902-nucleotide messenger RNA. RefSeq lists its product as uncharacterized. The record is from RefSeq and is a predicted model, not a curated record. NCBI's taxonomy places the organism in Eukaryota, Fungi, Ascomycota, Sordariomycetes, Hypocreales, Nectriaceae.